GUGAGGAUGGUGAGGAGGGCAGGGGUGGGGGUGUGGACACUGACGGCGAGGGCACCAGCAGCGGCAGCAGCAGGGAUGGCAGCAGGGGUGGCAGCAGCGGCGGCAGUGGUGGCGGCUGCAGUGGUGGUGCGGAUGAGGACGACAUGGGGUGCGACGGCAGCCCCUGGCGCCCGGUGCGCCUGUUCGACCUGGAGGGGGCGCUGACGGGGGCGCUGGAGGAGUGGGCGGGCACGGGAGCCGCGGAGCUCACCCUACAGCUCACUCGCCUGCUGGAACGGGACCCCCUCUGGCCGCCGCACCCCUCGGGGCCGGGACAGACCCAUGGGUCAUGCCACGGCUCCAGCCCAGCCACGGGCGGCGGAGCAGGCGGCACGGAGACUCGGGCGGGUCAUGCGCGUUCGGGCUCUGUCGCGGGGGGCGGUGCGGAGACUCGGGCGGGGCACGCUCGUUCGGGCUCUGUCGCGGGGGGCGGUGCGGAGACUCGGGCGGGGCACGCUCGUUCGGGUUCGGUUGCGGGUGCUGGUCGGGGUGGCAGCGGCGGGGCGGGUGGCGGGGGCGGCAGGGGGCCGCCGCUGGUGGGCAGCCGGGCGGGGGAGAGCGCCCUGGAGCUGAUCCGCAUGCUGCAGGCGUAUGUGGACGUGUCGGUGGGUCGGGCGCUGGGGGGCGGUCCGCAGCGCCCCGCCCGGCUGGGCCCCCGGGUGGCGGCCGCGGCGGUGUCUUGCGUGCGCAGCUACCUGCACCACUGCAUGCGGGCCUGGGAGGA
Molecule: messenger RNA, 763 nt
Organism: Astrephomene gubernaculifera
Lineage: Eukaryota; Viridiplantae; Chlorophyta; Chlorophyceae; Chlamydomonadales; Astrephomenaceae
Source: the annotation of a GenBank genome assembly